Chelmon rostratus (copperband butterflyfish) is the source of this 4589-nucleotide messenger RNA. RefSeq names its product parvin, gamma (gene parvg). The transcript is spliced from 14 exons. Gene Ontology annotation, cellular component: actin cytoskeleton; cytoplasm; focal adhesion. The record is from RefSeq and is a predicted model, not a curated record. Gene Ontology annotation, biological process: substrate adhesion-dependent cell spreading; establishment or maintenance of cell polarity; cell projection assembly. Gene Ontology annotation, molecular function: actin binding. Bases 538 to 1500 code for a protein of 320 amino acids. Lineage: Eukaryota; Metazoa; Chordata; Actinopteri; Chaetodontiformes; Chaetodontidae.
AGCCAGUAAAGAAGAAGAGGAAGUGCUACCUUCUUCUCUGUCACAUCCUCUCAUUUGUGUUUAUCUUCCCCGUCGACCUGGUGACAUUUUGCUUUUUCUAAAGCAGCAGUUUGAAAUUGCGUGCAGUCAGACCAUCUGCAUUGAUAGAUCUCAUAGGAAGUUCUGUUUAGAUUGAGUGCAGCGCUCCACUUCUAGUAUCGCUGUUUUGACAGGAGUUGACAUCAGCUAAGGAACUCAGUUCAGCUGAAGUCACUGUUCCGUCGAGUCGCUCUCAAACUGCUAAAGAUCCAGGAAACAAGCGCGUGACACGCUCCAGGUCACGUCUGUUUUGUCAGACUGGGUUGCUGUUUGCUGUGCUUUGUCUCAGACCAUGUGGUUCAAAGUGUUCAGAGGGAGACGUGCAGCCCUGCAGGUCUGUGGGGAUUUACGGUGCUUGAUCUGCUGAGUGCUAGAUGUGCCACUGAAAAAGAGAAAAGGAAUUGAGUUCUCUGCAGGUUUUGUUGACGAGUGGCGGAUAUCUCACCUCGAGGAGAAGCGAUGGAGGCUGGCAUCUUUGAGUGUCACAAAGAGGAAGAGACUGCGGACACUGAGUCUGUUCAGGGAGAGAAGCAGAAACUCAUUCAGCCAACAUCUUUAAAAGAGCCCCAAUUUGAAAAGCUAAAGGAGGCACUGGUUUACUGGAUCAAUAGCACUUUGAAACCAGAGCACAUAGUGGUUCAGAGUCUGGAGGAGGAUCUCUACGAUGGACUGGUGCUUCAUCACCUGCUGUCCAGGUUGGCUGGCGUGCACUUGUCCGUGGAGGAGAUGGCGCUGACCAGCGUUGCUCAGAUCCGCAAGCUGGAAGUGAUCCUGGAGGAGUUGGAUAAGAGAGUGGGCCUGCAGGACAGCAGCCGGAUCAAGUGGAACGUCAAACUCAUCCACAACAAAGACCUUCUGGCCACUAUUCAUCUGCUGGUUGCCAUGGUGAGAUGUUUCCAGCCUGAACUGGAUUUGCCACCGAAUGUAAAGGUUGAAGUUGUAGUUGUGGAAGUCAGCAAAAGUGGAAUCAAAUCAGAUGUACAGACAGAGAUUCUUACAGAGGCCAGAGAUGCAGGCUCAGAAUCCCUCAGCAACACCGAAAGGGAAGAUCCCGUCGAGCAACUGCUGAAGCUUGAGGCUCACAAGGUCAACACAGUGAAGAAGGCCAUCUUACACUUUGUCAACCAGAAUAUGUCAACCAUGGGUCUGCAGGUGGCUGAUAUGGACAAACAGUUUGCAGAUGGUGUGAUUCUGCUGCUGCUGAUUGGACAGCUGGAAGGCUUCUUCAUCCCGCUCCAUGACUUCAACCUGACCCCCGUCAAUCCCUCUGAGAUGCUUCAUAAUGUGACCUUGGCCUUGGACCUCCUUAAUGACACAGGCCUUCAAGUGUCCAGUGUUGAUCCACAAGAUAUUGUCUCUCAGGACAUCGCUGCCACCUUGAAGGUCCUUUACGCCCUGUUCAAGAAGCACAAAGGGAAAUGAGAGAUGAAGAGGAACUUGACAACCAGAAAUACAAACAGAGCUGAAGACAGGUGCUGUGUUUGGUCUGCGUGUGCUUCCUUCCGUCUCUAAACUGUUGUAAAUGCUGUGCAUGCAUUUAUCUAAAGGGUGCAGUUGACUGCUUUGAGACAUUUUGCUGAUGCUUUCAAGCUAAUCAAAACAAGUAGCUUUAGUAGAUUUAGCAAGUCACACAUGAUCUGGGAUAUCAGCGGGGCCGAGAACCAAAAUAGAAAAUGUUGAUAUGAGCUGGGUUGCACCAUCCACACUGACUCAGAUUGAUUGACCCUGACCUGACAGAUAUAUACAAUUCUGCAAAAGAGAGGCACAGUUUGCAGUCAGUUGUGAGGCGCAAGUCUGUGGUAAAAAAAUAAGUAAAAAUUAAACCCAGUAUGUUAGCAGCUAGCAAACACGUUUGUGGUUAACUCACCAACAGGCCCAGCAAAUAGUCACUAUGUCACCAAGCCUCCACCACCUGUUUUGUGAGGACAGGUGGAUAAAAGACCACCAACCAGGCAAAAGCCCCAGGUUUCCAUUAUGUCACCUAGUAGUUGGUUAUUUGAUUAAUUGCAAAAUUGUUUAUGUAUUUUCAUCUCUACAAAAUCAACAGCUGUAGAUCAGGAGGUAGAGCAGGCUGUCCACUAAUCACAGGGUUGGUGGUUCGAUUCCCAGCUUCUCUUUUCCUCAUGUCAAAGUGUCUUUAGGCAAGACACAGAAACCUGAAAGUGCUCCCAAUGCUCAGGCCACUGCCUCACAUGUUACCUUAGUGUGUGAAUGAGAUACAAAUUGUAAUGCGCCUCAGUAAAAGUGCUAUAUAAAUACAACAAUUUACUAUUUGCUGCCAUAACUAAAACAGCUUCUACAUUAUUACUAUAUUGCUGCCCAUCAGCUUGUGGCCCAGGCUUAUAUAGGGGCCCUGUGUCAAAUUGGUCUCAUGGUGCUCAUAUUCCUGAAUGUUUGCUGUGCCACUUUCUGCUCUGACCGGGCACUAAGCAUGCCUUCAUGGUCUGUUUAAACCCUGUUGACAAUGUUAAGACAGUAAGGGCAGCUCUAUCAGAGCUGGGUCAUACAGCGUGGAGAAUCAGAAGUGUUAAUACCUGCUCUGCGCAGCCACACUUGAAGGCUGGGUGAAAAGCCUGAAGUCAUAGAGGGGGAGAUGCGAUAUUGUUUACAGCUGGGGAUAACUGGGGCGCACAUCUUCAGACAGUCUCUCCUGGAAGACACUCGAAGUGUUGCACUCGCUUGUUCGCAUGAAAAGUGACAGAAAUUGUUGUGUAAGGAGAGUGAGAGAGCAGACAUCCGAGCUCUUCUCUCAGCAGAGCUAACCAAUCACUAACGGAGCACUUCUGAUGGAGCACUGACCUUUUAAAACUACUUUUUUGGGUUUUUUUGUUUUACGCAUUUUAAAUUUGGUUCACUUUCAGUCAAGAUGUAUGCGGUGUGGAUGUUAGUGUGGCCCAGUGUUAUUUCCUGGUAAUUUAAAUCUCCUUCCUCUCAUUCCAUUUCCUUUUCAGUCUGACACUGCUGCAACAUGGCACUUUCAUAGAAAACCAUCAUCCUUGACUGCCACAGAAAACAAUGUGAAUCUCUUUUCUCUGCUUCUUCCUCGUGUUUCCGCUGACAGCCUGUGACCUCCUCUGUUUCUAGUCUGUGAAUGCAAUUGUCAUUUCUCCGAAAAAUUGUGGCUUUUCUUUGCAACUGAUUGUUCACAACUCAGUGUCACACACACGUGGAGAUGGUGCAGCAGGCAGCGAUGGAGGGAGCCAUAAUGGAUGAGAGACAGACAAUAGAUAUGAUUCCAUCAAAGUGUAUUUUGUAAAUUAUGUGUUGAAUAAAAAAACGUGUACUAGAACUGGAAAAAUCAUCGUAUCUACUCUCCCUUUUGCAAAGAACAGGAAUUUCUUCACUGAUUCAAUUAAUGCAACCCGUUAGUGGCUUUUUUUUAUCAGCAAGUCUAGUGUUAAAUGAUAAUAUGUCUUUACCUCUGCUGCCUCUCUGCUCUAGUUUUGUGGAUAUAGUUUGUGCAUUAGAAAACUGCAGAGUGAGUUUCUCUGUUCUUGCCUUGGGUUAAAGUCUGAAAUUUAGGCAACCCUAAACAGUAACGACAACCAUUGUAGCACUUCUUGCUCCCUCCAGUUUUCUUGCAGAUGUGUUUGUUGACAUUCAUGAAGCCAAUUUAUUCAUUUCCACCAAGCCGAUGGAAAAUACUCUAAAUUCACAUUUGAUUUUCCCUGACAUUUCAAAAAGUUUGCAUAGGAUUUGCUUGGCAGUCAGAUGGAAACGCAGCGAGAGACGGAGAUAGAAAGAGACACUGAGGUGUGUGUUGCUCUUGUUUAUCGUAGAAAUUGGCUGUUACAGCAGACAGUUUAAGUAUUAUGAAAUUAAAGCGGCUUCUCUUCUCUUUUCCAAUUUACGGCCCUUGAACUCCUCAUCCCGAGUGACUGUAAACCAGAUUUGCUUGCUGAAAAUUAAAUUGCACAUUACUGUAUGAAGGACAAACCUGUUGCACUCAAUCAAACCAUGACGGAACACAGUUCUCUUUUUCUGCAUCUUAAGACUUCUGAACGACAAUCUCUGUGGUCAUUUCAUAGUCACAUAUAAGAUGGUGCAUAUAAACAUCUGGCAGAGAGUUAUUCUGCAUACACCAGGGUUGAGCUUGACAUUCAGUUGUAUGUGAAUGUUCAUUGUAUUCAUACUCAUCAAAAGCUGUGUCUUUCAGUCAGAGGGGUUUUGAGCUCAGGGACAUUCUGUACCAAUUAUAUUUGGAUUUGUUUGAGAGCAUAAAAUGUGUAUUAUUGUUCCGAUAAAUGGUUAAAACCUUGAUGCAAGUGUCCUGCCUGAAAGGAAGUGAAGUGUUUGUGCAGAGAUAUUGAGCCCUCACAUAGUAAAUGACAUGGAUUGAAUCACAUUAAUGAAAAUGUACAAAAAAAAAUAGCCUUUUUACACAUUAGAUUCUGUAUCUGUUUAUCUAUAUAUCAAUAAAUAUAACUGACAUUUGUCUGCUUUGCCCAUAUGAUAAAUAUCUUUUAAAAUAUUUUUUAAAAAUAUAUAUUUAAUAAAUUAAAACUCUAGCU